Messenger RNA from Rodentolepis nana, 228 nucleotides. Lineage: Eukaryota; Metazoa; Platyhelminthes; Cestoda; Cyclophyllidea; Hymenolepididae. The record is from the annotation of a GenBank genome assembly.
AUGGGAAAACUUCCAACGCCUGAUUUCAUGGCCAAAAAGUUGCAGGAUUUGCCCAUCGGAACAAUGGAGAAUGUGGUGUGUGUAGGCACAGAUUGGCCUCUUCAUCGUGUCCUCACUGUCUUCAUUGAAAACCGCGUCUCCGCCCUCCCGGUGGUGGAUGAAAAUAAUUGCCUUGUUGAUAUCUAUGCAAAGUUCGAUGUGAUUAAGGUGGUUGUCAACGAAGGCUAA